This is a messenger RNA of Seminavis robusta, 1017 nucleotides long. The record is from the annotation of a GenBank genome assembly. NCBI's taxonomy places the organism in Eukaryota, Bacillariophyta, Bacillariophyceae, Naviculales, Naviculaceae.
AUGACAAAGUCUACCGAGUUGCACUCCACCAAGCCCCAACACAAACACCGAUCAAGUGACCGAUAUUCGUCCACCACUGCGACGAAAACUCAAGUAGCCAAUAGCGUCACGGAACUCUACGCGGAAGGAAAUGGAUACCGAAAGACCAUUCGGAGGUUCAAAAAUGGAAAUGAAUUGGUUGGUAGGGAAAAUACGAGGAAGAAGAAGAAGAAGAACAAUGACAACCAAAAACGAGGAGAAGAAACAAUCCCAACCAACAAGUUCUUGAAUGAAUUGAAUCGCUAUCCAGCACUCAUCUUGAAUGCCGAUUAUCAGCCCAUGUCGUAUUUGCCAUUGAGUGUCUCUCACUGGCAAGAAGCCGUCAAACUGAUCUUUAGUGGAAAGGUGGCCGUGGUCGAUGUCUACGAGGGUGUCACCAUUCGGGCUGCCAGCAUUGAGGUGCCACUCCCCAGUGUGAUCGCAUUGAACGAGUAUGUCCCACAGUGCAGUCACAAACCAGCAUUUACCAGACGCAACGUCUUUUUGAGGGAUGAGUACACCUGUCAGUACUGCAACGAUCCCUUUACUACCAAGGAUUUGUCCAUUGAUCAUGUGGUGCCACGCAGUAUGGGCGGAGUGUUGAAUUGGGAAAAUGCAGUUACUAGCUGCCUCAAGUGCAAUGGACGCAAGGGCAGCAUGCUCCUGUCCGAUUUGAAAUCGGUUGGAAUGAGGCUACAGACCAAACCUCGUGCUCCAACGCGUCAUGAACUGGCCAUCAAAGCAGGAAGAAUGCUCCCUCAUCGAAAGUUUCAUCCCACUUGGCAACCGUAUCUAGGGGCAGUCUGGGGGGGAAAUGAUGACAAUACUCCAACCCCCGAUUUGGAAGCUCUGGGCAUUAGUUUUCAUGAGGAUGGAGACACAGCAACAACAGAACCAAAGCCACGCAAAAAGGUUUCCAAGAACAAAAAGAAACGAGUCAAAAGGCAGCAGGAAAAGAGCAGCAAGGCACAGAAGAAUCUUUUGGAUUCUAGGAUAUGA